Molecule: messenger RNA, 7047 nt
Organism: Mastomys coucha (southern multimammate mouse)
Lineage: Eukaryota; Metazoa; Chordata; Mammalia; Rodentia; Muridae
Gene: Frmpd3
Product: FERM and PDZ domain containing 3
Exons: 16
Coding region: 108-5186 (1692 amino acids)
Biological process (GO): signal transduction
Cellular component (GO): cytoskeleton
Molecular function (GO): protein binding
Source: RefSeq, a predicted model, not a curated record
GUCUGCGCUGGGCACAGGCAGGGGCAGUGCGCGGGAGAGACAGAGGGAGGGUUCCCCGCUCCGCAGCCACGCAGACCGGGCCUGGAGAGGGUCCCCGACAUCAUGUGAUGCAGGAAGAGAGCGCAAAUGAUAUGGAAUGUAUACAGCUGCCAGCAGAGACACUUCGACAAGUGACCAUUCACCGAGACCCUAUAUAUGGCUUUGGCUUCGUGGCUGGCAGUGAAAGACCUGUGGUGGUUCGAUCUGUGAGGCCAGGAGGCCCCUCUGAGGACAAGCUCCUGGCUGGUGACCAGAUUGUGGCUAUUAAUGAGGAGGACGUGAGUGAAGCCCCCAGGGAGAGGUUCAUAGAACUCAUCAGGAGUGCUAAGGAAUCCAUCGUUCUUACAGUUCUGCACACUCAUCAGUCCCCUAAAUCUGCCUUCAUCAGUGCUGCAACGAAGGCCAAGCUGAAGUCCAAUCCUGUGAAGGUCCGAUUCUCUGAGCAGGUGGCAAUUGGAGAAACAGAUGCAAAAAUGAUGAAGAAGGAAGCUCUCCUCCUCAUCCCCAACGUCCUGAAGGUUUUCCUAGAAAAUGGGCAGAUCAAGUCAUUCACAUUUGAUGGCCGGACCACUGUUAAGGAUGUGAUGGCGACUCUACAGGACCGUCUCUCCCUGAGGUACAUUGAGCAUUUUGCUCUUGUGCUUGAGUAUACUGGGCCAGAACAGAAUCACAAGUUCCUAAUUCUCCAGGACAAGCAGCCCCUGGCUUAUGUCGUACAGCGGACACACUACCAUGGAAUGAAAUGCCUCUUCCGAAUAAGCUUCUUUCCCAAGGACCCAGUGGAGCUGCUACGUCGGGAUCCUGCUGCUUUUGAGUACCUAUACAUCCAGAGUCGUAAUGAUGUUAUCCGAGAACGCUUUGGAAUGGAACCUAAGCCAGAGAUGCUAUUGGGCCUUGCUGCCCUUCACAUCUAUAUCACUGUCUCAGCCACUCGGCCUAGUCAGAAGAUCACACUCAAGAAUGUGGAGAAGGAGUGGGGCUUGGAACCCUUUCUUCCCCCCUCCCUCCUGCAGGGCAUCAAAGAGAAGAACCUUCGGAAGUCUCUCUCCCAACAGCUGAAGGCCCACCAAAUGCAUCCUUCUAGCAGCACCAAGGGCUCCGCAAUUCAAGCAAAGCUCCAGUACCUUCGAAUUCUGAAUGAACUACCGACCUUCACUGGUGUUUUAUUCAACACUGUAGGCCUGGACGAGAAGCACUCAGCCACCACCCUGCUGGUGGGACCCCGUCACGGCAUCAGCCAUGUUAUUGACCUCAAAACCAACCUCACCACUGUGCUGUCCGAGUUCAGCAAGAUCAGCAAGAUCCAGCUGUUCCGGGAGAACCAAGGAGUGGCCCGAGUAGAGACCAGCAUCAUGGAUGCCAAGCCUCUGGUGCUGUUGAUGGAGUGGCCUGAAGCCACCAACUUUGCCUGCCUGAUUGCGGGGUACUGCCGCCUUCUGCUGGAUUCCAGGAAGAUGGUCUUCUCCAGGCCUGCCAGCCAGCCUCUUCCACCUCCAAUGAUAAAGGCAGAUCACAUGCACAGUGCCCACCGCCCUGUCACUGGGGGCCACCUGGGGAAAAAGGAGAGUAGUUAUGUGGGCAGCGUGGGCACCAGCCCUAGGAAGUCGAGCCGAUGCACGACCCCGCCUGCCGACUCUGAGCUUGUCAGCUUCUGCUACCUCCACAUGCGGGAACAAAGGAAGGAGCAAGAAAGCAGGACGGAUGUCAACGAGAACCUAAUCUUCUUCGAAGAAACCAGGCCCCGGACCAAAUCUGACCCCACAUCCAAAAGCUCUGGCCAAGGUUACGAGGUGAUCCCCGAUGACUUUGAUGCAGCCAGCCUAGACCAUGAGCCUUGUGCUAGCAGGGCCAGGUCCUAUACCUUGGACAAUUCCCUUGGGGCCGAAGCCCUGAAUUUCUACUGUGACUCUUGCAAAGUCAAACUCCAGGAGCAGAUGGGGCCUCGAAAAGGUGGGAGGCCUGGUUCCUCUCGGGACAACAUGGUAGAUUUAAUGUCCCUCCCACCACCGGGAAGUGAGGAAGAGGAGGAAGAGGAAGAUGAGACAACUUCCCUGUUGCCUGCCAUUGCUGCCCCACCCCCUGGUUUCCGAGACAACAGCUCUGAUGAGGAUGAUCCCAAGCGCAGAGCUGUUCAAAGUCAGGAGCAAGGACGUCACCUGCGUGGACUCCUGUAUGAUGAGAUUCCUGUAACACUGAUUGACAGUGUACAGACUCGGACAGUACGAGAUCAUGCCCAGGAGCUGGAUGAUGCUCUUGUGUCUACUCUGCAGGCUCUGGAAGCCCUGGCUGCUUCAGAGGAUGGACCCCACCCACCACCCCCACAGACUGCAGGUCUGAUUGUGCUGGCCACAAUCACUCCUGAGUCAUCGCUGGACUCGGGCCAUGAAACCAACUCGUCAGAGCUCACAGAUAUGUCAGAGAUGAUGUCGGCCAUGAAGCAGCACCAAAACACCACCUACUUCCUGGCCCAGCACCUCAACAAGGACAGCCUCCUGGCCCGAAAGGACCUGCCUUUCAGGAUCCAGAGCUGUGCAGCUCAGGCCGUUCUUACGGCCCCUUAUGCUCUCGGGCCCCCAGAUCCCAACCCAUCCCCCCAGCCAGCUGUCACUGGCCAGAGUCCUGCCCCCACUGGCGCUCGGAGAAAGAUACCUCAGUCAGAAGCCCAGGUGCAGGGAGACAGAACAUACUCCUUGGCGGUACACCCAGCGCUGUCCCCACAGCUUACUGAGCAGAAGAAUCUGAGCCUGCUUCCUCCAGUUCCUGAGGAUAGGGGGCCAGGCCACAGUAGGGCCGGCCUAGAGAUGUCACUGAGGUCAGCCACACCAUCCCUCAGUGAAGAGCAGGUCUCAGAGCUCAGGGAAAACCUGCCCAAGGAAGUCAGGUUGAGCCCUAAGCUUAUCCUGGACCCCAAAGGCAAUGUGACCCCAGCCAUAAUCUCAGCUGCCCUACAGCAGGUGGUACACAGUAAGAGUCUAGCCACUCCUGGCCCAACCUUGGCAACACCCUCCAACAGGGGGGAGAGAAGGCUAGAGGCUAGCAUGGGGAGGCCUGAGGUCACCAUGGGCAGGCCAGAAGUGAGCCUGAUGAGCAGCAGUGCCAGCAAGAAUCUGAAGUUUAAAAUGAGUCCGGGUGCUCCGGAGACCACACGGAAUUCUCAGCAGCAGCUAGGCCCGGAGGUCUCUGCCAGCCCCAGAGCAUCCACGGGCAGCAGGGCUGACAACCUCCACCUUUCCCCACCGGAGGACAGGUUUCCUGUUCAAAGCUUCCCUCCUAAGAGCUAUCUAUCCAGAGUGAGUCGAGACUCCAUGGGAAAGCAAGCUCCUGGGGAGGUGGCAGGCAAGGGGGGAGCAGAGGGUGCUAAACCUCCCCCCAACAAGCCGAGCAUAUUCUCUGGCCAGGGGGAGAAAGGGCAACUGGAAAACGUAUCCAAAAGCAGCAAGCUUGACGAGACCAGCCUGGUUCCCCGAGCUGGCUAUCCCAUGGCUCUGCAGAGCCCAAGCUGCCAGCCCCGGAGCCACAGCCCUAGCUACCAGCCACGAAGCCACAGUCCUAGCUGCCAGCCCCGUGGCCCUAGCCCCAGCAGCCAAUCCAGAGGCCAGAGCCCCAGCUGCCAACCUAGAAGCCAGAGCCCCCUGAGGCCUCUGGCCACCAGCCGGCAGGUUAGCACCAUGCCCUCUAGAAAGCUUGAAACAACCCUGGAUGGAACCCACUCGGCCUCUGAAGGCUCCACAAAGCCCAAGUCAUCGCGGGGGCCUUUCAGACUACGCAACUUAUUUUCUGCCACUUUCCCUACCCGCCAGAAGAAGGAGACGGAUGAGCGGCAGGCUCAGCUGCAGAAGGUAAAGCAGUAUGAAUUGGAGUUCCUUGAGGAACUUCUAAAGCCGCCAAGCCAGGGGGAUCUUCCAGGCACAGAGUACCUGCAACCUCCAGCACCUGGCCGCUGCAGCUGCCAGCUACGCAGCAGCCCUGUGCAGCAGGGACCUGGCAUGUCUCGUGAACAGAGACGCAGCUGUGACUGCAAGCGUAUCUGCCGAGGAGGACGGCCACAGGCUGCCCAGACCCCAGCGCCUGGCCUCCGCGAGAGAGAAAGGGUCCCCCCUACCCAGAGGCAGCCAGAGGCUGGCCCGGGCUUGAGCCUUAAUAGUCCCAUUAAUGUCCAACGCAUCCGCUCCACCAGUCUGGAGUCCCGUGAGUGCCGGUCAGACCCUGAAAGUGGGGUUUCGUGCCUGACCACGUGUGCCUCAGGGGGUGAAUGUUUGGGAGAUCCCAACUACAGGAAACUGAUGCGCCGCUACAGUAUCAGUGAGCUGGACCAGGGCGACACGGUCUCACUGACCUCAGAUGUCUACCCACACCCACCCCUGGGAAUGUUGCCUAGAGAGGUCAAGGAGAUAGAGUCAGGCCUCCCACUAGGCUUGGGUCCAAAAGGCAAGUGUGCAGAGUCACCAACUCUAGGAGAGCCCUCCUACGUCCAAGUGGCCCCUGAGAGCAAAGGCCCCAGGCAAAUGGCUGUGUUUUCACUGCCGGAAGAGGUCUACCGGAGGCCGGCUGAUCUGGAUGAAGACAGUGAAAGUGGCAAGUGCUGUUCCAUCCGCUUCCUGGCUGCCCGUCUGGACACCAAUGAGCUGCUAACAGUCUUGCGGCAGUGUGUGGCCAGCCCUGAGGCUCGUGCUCCCAAGCCCUACGUCUCUCAGAUUUCUGAGUACAAGCUUGAGCUCGCUCUCAAGUUCAAGGAGCUUCGGGCCUCCUGCCGCCGGGUAGCCAAUGUGGACAAGAGUCCAACUCAUAUGCUGGCAGCCAUCACAGGCAGCUUCCAGGUGCUGAGUAGCCUCAUCGAGACCUUUGUGCGGCUAGUGUUCAUCGUGCGCUCUGAGGCCCAGCGCCAGGAGCUGCUGGCCAAAGUAGAAGAGGUAGUGAGGAAUUACACCUUCCUGCUGCGUGCCGCUGAGGAGUCCACAGCCCGGAACCUUAACCAGCAGCAGCAGCUGCAACAGCAGCAACAGCAACAGCAGCAACAACAGCAGCAGCAGCAGCAGCAGCCGCUGCCACCACCACCGCUGCCAGCAGCCACAGGGCACCCACCAGGCUCCCCGUCAUCGACUGUUAUGAGCACAUUCACACGCUCCUUAAAAACCCUUAUUAAGUAGGGCACUUGCCCAGGCUUGUCCCCUCCCCGUCCACGGCCCCAAGUUUGAGCUUUGUGGUCUUUGCAUCUCGUGGUUGAAUGUGUGUUUCUGCUGGGCCAGUCAGGGUCCAAGAGCUUAUCAGUGUCCAAGGCUAACUCCCUAGACUGGGCUCUUUAUUAAGGGCUGCAGGCUUAGCUGCCGCCCUGGGUGUCCUCCCCCUUCCUGGCCUCUGGGCGUCACUGUGAGGGCAAAGGUCCCCUUGCCAUUACGCCCACCACAGAGCUGUAUUUUAUCUCUCUCUUCUCUGGGGCUGAUAGGUGACAUCAAGUUCACCUCCUGCUCUGAGUUGGGCACCGGAGGAGCCAGGACCUCGAGCUCCUCCUAGCAUCUGCUGCCCCAAGGAGGGCAGUGGCAGUAGCGGUAGGCCACAGCGCCAAGCCAAGGAGAGAGGGCGCUCAUUCCAGAUGCGCCCACCCACCGUGGGCUCCCUUGUACUUGGCAGGAGCCACCUCAAGGGCCAGUGCCCAGGCUGGAUAUGCGCAGACUACAGCCACAUCCGGCUGUCAGUGGCUGGCACAACCGGUUGGCAGCCUUGGGAGCCCUUGCCCCCAGGUUCAGUAGCUCCACACCAGCCAUCUCCAAAGUGCCCUGCCCCUCACUGAUGGGCAGGGCAGCUCAGUCCACUAGGGAGCAAGCUCUGAGAUCACUUCACUUGUUUUGGGUAAGGUACCUGGUGAAAGUGUCUGCUCUGGGAAGGACCCAGUGCAGGUAUCCGAGCCUGCCCGGCUCAGUCCAGCCCUGUGCAGGAACUGUUGCCAGAGGCACGGGCUCCUCUCUCAACAUCUCUACCAGAUAGACUGUCCUUAGGAGUUUGAUGUAGCUAUGGAUUGGGAUGGGCGGGGGGGUGGGGGGAGGGGGGAGGGGUGGGGGUGUUGAUGACUAUAUCUUAAACUUCUGGAAGCUAGCGUGAUAUGUUAAUCCUGAGUAUAUGCUUUUGGCUGUGUAUUGACCCUGUGGAUUUGUCUCUCUAAGAAAAGAAGCUGAGCGCCUUACCCGGUGCAGUCCCGCACCUCUCUCCCUCUCUGGAACCAUCUGGAAGGGAAUUUACACUGUUUAGCAUCCUCCUUGACACUCAUGUAUUGCCGCUGCUACCACCACCACCACUGUCACCGCUGCUGCCACCGCUGCUGCCACCGCUGCUGCCAUCACCACCCCCUCCUCCCCAGCCCUUCUGGGAGUGAAGACACGGAGUCCCUACAGUUCUCCCACUGUAGGGAACAAAGAAAGCCAAUGUUUCUUCUGUGUAGACUGCUUCUCGUCCACUUCUCCAUAGCUGCUUGUUUCCCACACCCUCCCAGCCAGCGUUGGUCUCUCUUUCAUCACUGUGUGAGAGGCCUGUGUGAAAUCUCUUGUUCUUAUGUGAGUUUUAUAAGAUGUACACUGUGCAGAGCCCCUGCCUAUCCUUGGUGAUCCUAGCCGCAAUAAAGCCUCCUGAGUGGCAAGGUCUCCCAGUAAGGAGUGUCCUUCUACAGAAACCAGCCCCCCCUUCCUUGCCUCUCCUCCCACAGGACCAAGAUGCUUAAUGGGCCAGAGAUGCAGCCAGUGGGGAGCCCUUUCCCCCACGACCACUGCCCUCAGAGUGUUGGCAUGGUCUUCCUCUUCUCCCAACUUCUUGAUCCUACACCUUCGCCACUCAGACCCUGCCUGUUGUCAUUUCAUCGCUGUCAUUCACCUCUCCCCUCAGCCUCAUGGAGAGGAUACAUUUUCUAAUGUCUGUAUAUAGUAUAUAUAUAUUACAUAAAUAUAUAAAUUAUAUAUUACACUAAUUUAUGUCUUGUUUUUCAAACAAGAAUGAAUAAAUCUAUUCAUCUUACUCUCCCAA